AUGGCAGUACCUGCGCCCUUGCGGCAGGCCAAGCCCGGCCAUGGAUCGCCCCCGGGCAGUCCAAACUCCGGAAUUAAAUCUCGCAUUCCUGUCUCCCUCGCACCGUUUUCACCCGAUCCGCUGCCAUUACCUCGCCGCCCAAGGGCACUAGCCGCCUCCCCUAUUCCGUCUCCUAAACAAAGUCCUCCCCGCAUGCCAGCAGCGGAUCCCGCUUCGUUCGCAACAAACUCGCGUGGUAGACGGGAUCUAACAAUCGGCCGAACCCGAAAUCAAUUGUCUGAAUCCAGUCGCAGACUUCAGGCCUACAUAGCUGAACCACCGCCUAAAAAGUCGCCUCCGUUGCGCAGUUCACGACCCCGACAACCCGUGUCACAUGGUGCCGCGGUCUCCCCACGCUCCAAAAUUGGAGAUAGAGUUUUGAAUUUACAAAAACAAGCCACCCACAGCGACUCGAGGUCUCGUCCUGACCGCAAAUUACCUGAAUUGGGCAAGGUCGAUUUUGACGCUCGCCGCCGGCACAUUCAACAGGCAAUCAACCGACACUCAAUCAACUCGGGCGUUCAAGCGAAUCAGAAUGACAGAGGACCGGACAAAUCAACUGCCGCAAAGCUUCGACGACACGCUUUGGUGCGAGAGCAGGAGACGCAUGAAGAUUUCAAGAGAUCAGUGGAUGACCCUACAAUUACCCCUACCCUACCUGUGACCAACUCCCCCUCCUCUGAUGAGAUGGCCACGAUAGUCAAAGAGUCGACCGGCUCGGUUGACUAUAAGGAAAAUAGCGUCCAGGCCGUUCCUAAGCUGCACCUCAACACUGCCCUGCCGGCAUCGGAUAUGGCAGCGCCCCAUACAACAAUGGACUCUCCCACUCUUGGCCUCCCACAGGGUGUCAAUCCAACGACUUCAGGUGAAGGACAGCCCACCAAUGGGGACCCGACAGAAUCGGGUGCCACGUCAGACUCCGACGAUACCCAUGUCACUACUUUUGAUCCGGAGCCGCAGUCCGGGCUGCUGCAGCGCAACCCUAGCGUCUCGCAUCGAACUAUUCUGGAUCAAAUAAUGCAAAUCCGAGAAUGCAGCCCGAGCGACGACUCAUGCGACGAACCUGAUUGCAGCCUUUCAGAGAACGACGACAGAGAGUCCAUCCAGAUUAUGCUUGGAGAUACGACCUACUACAAUUCGUCUAGUAGCACCAAUACUCAAGAGAUUGAGCGUGCAUCAACGCACCCGGCUCAAAAUGGGACUCAUCUUCACAACCGAUGGAGCAUGAGUUCAUGGUCCUCUGGACAAAACCAACAUUCCACCUGUGACGAGCAUUGCUCCGAGAGUGGAGAUGAUUCUCUACUACGAGGCUGUGAAACGGAACCACCAACUGAAACUUGUUCAGCUGUCUCGACAAGGCCAGCCUCAAUAACGGACGAUGAAUCACCACCUCCAAUUCAGGAUCACGGCGUAAUGGGACCACACACACUUCAGGCAUCUGAGCAGUUUCGACCGAAUGCCUUCUCUACUCCACCAAGCUUGGCUAGAUUAGGCAGAUGGGAUUCGAAGCGUGUCACUCAGCUUUAUCUGGAGGAGUUGACACGAGGCAAGGGCCACCACCUUGGCUCAGCAAUUUACCCCUCGUCCGAGCCUCGAUCUCAUCCCUCAAAUACACGUACAGAUGGACGACCCGAUAGUCUGACUGACGAUCCGGUUGUCGUGCCAGGAUACAAGGAUUUCCAUGCCUCAGGUAGGCACUCACAUACAGCUAGUUUGGUUGGGCGUGAUGAUUGGGAACAUGCAUCUCCCUCCAUCAUGGACUGGAUGCAGAUCGCGGCUGAGGAUGAUGCUAUGACCCCUGACACCGAAACCGACGGCAGACGCACCGAAGGGGUGCUCACACCCCGCCUAGUGCCUUCGACAACCCACGACGCUGGCGCAUCAAACACGAACAAUGGCCUUGGGGUCUCCGUUGAUAUCCAAGCCUCCAACGAACAGACUGAGCCUCGUGACUUUUCUUCAUCAGCAUUCCUGCCGCCCUCAUCAACGCAUCAAACUGAUAAUGAAAUUCCUGGAGUUCAAAAUCCGCUUAAGCCGUCAGGCCACAUUGGAUUCGAUCGCAGUAUCCAGGUUGCUCCUAGACCUGCGGGACACAGCCCCGGCAGCAGUCAGGACUCUUCUUUCCAAAAUUUGGAGUCUAUUCAAUCUCCCGCGGCCCCUGACUCCUCCGCUACUUCACUUGUCCCGUCCACUGAACAAACUAUUCGGGUUGAGCGGAAGGAUUCACCUUCCCCAGAACAACGACGUCUCAAGAAGCGGCGUCACAUAAUCAAAGAACUUGUUGAUACCGAACACACCUUUGGGCAUGAUAUGAUAAUCAUUGAGGACAUCUACAAGAGCACCUCGCUCACCGUAUUGGAUCCCGAUGAUGUCAAGGUUCUGUUCGCCAAUUCCGAUCAAGUCGCGGCCUUCUCCGACAAGUUCUUGCGUGAGCUCAAGCAAGCAGCUCAAAGCAUCUACGUCAUGCCAAAGACUCUACGAUGGACCAGCAAGCGAAAGCGCAACAAUCAGGCUCCCGGGUCCACUACCCCAUCAGGCGAUGAAGUAGCCGAGCUUGCAGGAAUGUCGGAGCUCGAAAAGGAUCGCGCGACCUCUGUCGGUCAGGUUUUUGUGGGCUACAUGGCGGAUAUGGAAAAGGUGUACACCGAAUACCUGAAGAACCAUGAUGCCGCAAACAAGAAACUCCAGGUCUUGCAGCAAGGGCGCUAUGGAUCUCACGACCGCUUGGGAUUUGGAUUCUUUGCUCGUAAAACCUGUGCAAAGAAUCUUGAAGUAUCCCUUAUUCUCCGCGACCUAUUGGACUCUACGCCCAACGACCAUCCAGACCGAGCGGCAAUUGCCAAUGCUCUCGAAGAGGUCACAAAUGUCUCUCAUCGUAUCAACGAGCUGAAGAAGCGAGUAGACCUUGUUGGUCAAGCUGUCGGCCGAAAGCGCAACCAGUCCGAUGUGCGUGCCGGUCUAUCUAAGGCCUUUGGUCGCCGCACGGAGAAGUUCAGACAGCAAGUUGGCCUCUCCGACCUGUUUGAAGACAAAACCUAUGAUUCGCUAGCACAGAAGCUUAGCGACGGCUAUUUCCAAUUGCAGGUUGUCAUGCGUGACGCUGAGAGUUACUCGCGGGAUGUGCAACUCUACGUGAACCAGUUCAAUGAGUAUGCCGAUUCGAUCGAAGAGGUUGUUGGCAUGUCGCCUUCUCCAUAUCCACAAUUGGAGAGCAAGUGGCAUCAGUUCAAGAUGACGGUUCAGGAACUUGUGACGACUGCUCUCCCAGAACAUGUUGCUGUCGUCCGCAAAACGGUCAUCGAUCCGAUGGUUGAAUUACUGGGACUUUACAAUGCACCCCAACGAGUCAUGCGGAAGCGCGACAAGCGACUCCCGGAAUAUGCACGCUACAAAGCCAUCAAGGACCGCGGCGACAAACCUGACAAGAAAACCACCGAGCAGGGCGAGCAGUUCCUGGCUUUGAAUGAUACUUUGAAGGAUGAAUUGCCUAAACUAUAUGCAUUGACUACGAAACUGAUGACGGCGUGUCUGAAGAAUUUCGUCCAAAUUCAAACUGUUUGGUACAGUGUUCUACAGAAAAAGAUUGGUGCUCAUGUGGAAUUGUUUCCCAAUGACCUCGACAGGCUCAUCAGCGACUUCAACAGUGAUCACACUUUGAUGGAGGCGCGAAUGGGGGAGCUAAGCUCUUGCAACGGGGCGCUGAUGGCCCAUUCGCUCAAUUUGGUCCCCCUUUCACCCAGCGAGCAGCAAAACCCUAUGUCGCCUCGCCGUCCCUCUACGGUGAACAGCUCAAAUGCGCGACCUGGAUCUAUGACCGGUGAUUCACCAAACGUUUCUCGGGAUUUCAGCGUCGGCAGCCAAUCAUUCCAGUCUCCCCAGAUGGAAAGCCACUCUAGCCGCAGCAGCCGUUACCGGGCUGAUUCCAUUAUGUCUGGCCGAGUCGUCCCAGACACCCCCAAUCAAUUGCUGCAGCAAGCCAUCAGCUCUCCGGCCCCUGCGAGGACGAGCGACGUCGAGCCUUUCCCAAGCCUGCCGAGGCUCAGCCUUGACACCCCUUUCCUUGAGGAUGUGAUCAACAGCUCCUCGCACUCGAGCAAUGCGCCAACCUCCCCGACUGAUCGAUACUCUGGAUUCUUCUCGUCCGCCAUGCCCAUGUCGGAUGUGCCAAGUGAUACUGUCGUGGAUGGGCACUUUGAACGCAGCGCCCCUCCCGUGGGCCCUGCUCCGUUGUUCUGCGCAGCGAGUGUUUAUGACUUUAACAUCGACGCGCGCACUGAGGGCGGAUAUCCCUAUCUGACCUACGCCUCCGGGGAUAUCUUCGACGUCAUCGGCGAGAAGGGCGAGCUCUGGCUUGCGCGCAAUCAGGACGAUGCCACUGGUACAGUUGGGUGGAUCUGGAACAAACAUUUUGCCCGACUCGGCAGCUGA
Molecule: messenger RNA, 4467 nt
Organism: Penicillium mononematosum
Lineage: Eukaryota; Fungi; Ascomycota; Eurotiomycetes; Eurotiales; Aspergillaceae
Product: putative Rho guanyl nucleotide exchange factor
Exons: 4
Coding region: 1-4467 (1488 amino acids)
Cellular component (GO): cytoplasm
Molecular function (GO): guanyl-nucleotide exchange factor activity; protein binding
Source: RefSeq, a predicted model, not a curated record